AUCGUACGAAGAAAGGCGGUGGUGGUGUCAACGACAACGGACGAAAGGAAUAAUAUUACAUCUUCCACGAAACGCAGUCGCGAACCAAUUCUUAACAAUGGGUGACAGUGAUAAAUUAAACAUUGACAACAUUAUAUCCAGAUUGUUGGAAGUGCGUGGUGCUAGACCCGGCAAGAAUGUGCAGCUAUCCGAAGGUGAAAUCCGAGGUCUGUGUUUGAAAUCUAGAGAAAUAUUUUUGUCACAGCCCAUACUUUUGGAACUAGAAGCGCCAUUGAAAAUAUGUGGGGAUAUUCAUGGUCAAUACUAUGAUUUACUACGAUUAUUUGAAUAUGGAAGUUUUCCACCUGAAUCUAAUUACUUAUUUUUGGGUGAUUAUGUGGACCGUGGCAAACAAUCUCUGGAGACAAUAUGCUUGUUGUUGGCAUACAAAAUUAAAUAUCCUGAAAAUUUCUUCCUUCUACGUGGUAAUCAUGAAUGUGCUAGUAUUAACAGAAUAUAUGGAUUUUAUGAUGAAUGCAAGCGUCGAUAUAAUAUUAAACUUUGGAAAAUAUUUACGGAUUGUUUUAACUGUUUGCCUGUGGCAGCAAUUGUAGAUGAAAAGAUUUUCUGUUGUCAUGGAGGUCUUAGCCCUGAUUUACAAUCAAUGGAACAAAUAAGGCGAAUUAUGAGGCCUACAGAUGUACCCGAUCAAGGUUUAUUGUGUGAUUUACUCUGGUCUGAUCCUGAUAAAGAUACAAUGGGCUGGGGCGAAAAUGACAGAGGUGUAUCAUUUACAUUUGGUGCUGAGGUUGUGACUAAAUUCUUGCAUAAACAUGAUUUUGACCUUAUAUGCAGAGCUCACCAGGUUGUUGAGGAUGGUUACGAGUUCUUUGCUAAGCGACAGUUAGUCACUUUAUUUUCAGCUCCAAAUUACUGUGGAGAGUUUGACAAUGCUGGAGCAAUGAUGUCUGUUGAUGAAACUCUUAUGUGCUCAUUCCAAAUCUUAAAGCCGGCCGACAAACGAAAGUACAUGUAUGGAGGAUUGUCAUCUGGCAGACCAGUUACACCACCUAGAGGAUCAGGCAAACAAGGAAAAAAUAAAAAAUAAUCAAUCUUGAUGCAAUAAAAA
Molecule: messenger RNA, 1108 nt
Organism: Sipha flava (yellow sugarcane aphid)
Lineage: Eukaryota; Metazoa; Arthropoda; Insecta; Hemiptera; Aphididae
Product: serine/threonine-protein phosphatase alpha-2 isoform
Exons: 7
Coding region: 98-1087 (329 amino acids)
Cellular component (GO): nucleus; cytoplasm
Molecular function (GO): protein serine/threonine phosphatase activity
Source: RefSeq, a predicted model, not a curated record